UCGCUCAAAACCAACCCUUUCCACCUUCUCUCAUCACCUCUGCGUAUCUUCUCCUACAAAACUAAAACCACUCAUUCAUUUAUUCUCCAUUUAGAUUUUGUCCUUCAAAAAAAAAAAAAAAGAACAAAAAAAAUCAAACAGCGAAAACAAAAAAAUAUCUGAGCCCUUACCUUACGAUCGGAAAGUUCGUUUUCCAGGCCUUGCAUGGUCUCCAACUUCUCUCAUCCAUGCAAACGACCAAGAACAGAAGGCCCGGAAUAACCCACUCUCCGGCGAACUCAACCACCCUCUCCUCCUCCGGGCAAUGUCUUCGCUGGAGUACGACCCGGCGCCGGUGGCGCCGCCGUACAACACCCCACCAGCGCUGAUCGCCUUCACGCUGGGUGUGCUGGUGGUGUGCUUCGUGGCGUUCAGCAUCGUUUACUUGUGCAAAUACUGUUUCUCCAGCGUGGUCCAAACCUGGGCCUUUCAACGCACCGCUUCGGGUUCCAUCAUUCGUCUCACGCCCCAUAGAUCUCCUCCGAGAGGCCUUGACCCUUCGUUGCUGGAGGUCUUCCCCACCUUCCCCUACUCCUCCGUGAAGGAGCUCCGGAAGGAUCAGAAGUACAGCUUGGAAUGCGCCAUCUGUUUGGUGGAGUUUGAGGAUGACAGCUUGCUCCGCCUCUUGACCCUCUGCUGCCAUGUCUUCCACCAGGACUGCAUCGACCUCUGGCUCUGCUCUCACAAAACCUGCCCCGUUUGUCGCCGAGACCUCGACCAACCUCUCAAACCCGGCGACGUCGUCGUUUCCUCGCACAGCGGCGAGAUACGCGUUGAUGUCAGAGAAGAAGAAGUUCCUCAACAUGUUUGUGAUGGCAACCACGAACAACAACAACAACAACAACAUCAACAUCAACAUGAACAACACGAACAACAUGAACCUGAACGUGGUCGUGGACUGGAACAUGACGAGGUGGUCGAUGAACACGAGGAACAGAUGUUUGUACGGUCGCAUUCCACGGGGCACUCCAUAGUUAUGAUUAGAGGGGAGGGGGUUGAUGAGGGAAAGGACUAUGAUGACAAGUACACGUUGAGAUUGCCGGAGCAUGUUUUGAGAGUGAACGGCAAGCAUAAUUCUUCGAGGAGCUGUGCGAGUUUUAAGGAUAUGACCAAGCUUGAUGCUCCUCCUGUACCUUGCAGUAAUUGUGGGUUUGUUCAACCCCCAUCACCCUGUUGCUCCUCCUCCCCAACUCAUACUCAGAGAUCUUGAACACUGCAUCUUAAAAUUUAGAGUUUUCUCUUCUGUUUGCUGCAUAUGUAAUCUGAGAUAGAAUGCGAUAGUUUGAGGUAAAUGGUUUGUUGUAGAGUAGAUAUAGGUACAUUGUGCAUUAUGGUAAGCCAUAUAUUUAUUGAGUUGGAAGGUUUUCAUGUGUUUCUGCUCUAUCUUUGACCAAAACUAGGAUGUCUGGUUUUUGCAAAGUUGGGAGCCAUUUCAGUGAAAUAACUUAACUUCCUCCAUGGAUAUGAAGGGAAACCAUACUGUUGUUUGUUUCACACUAUACCUUGUGAAAGUCUCGUCAUGGGUUCUUACAAUCUGUUAAAAUCUGUUAAUCUGUUUUAAAACAGUUUUUUUUGUUUUUCUAUUCUACAGUUACUUCUUUUUAUCUUCUCUGUAUAUAAGGAACUUCGUCCCUCUAAAACGAUAUCGAUCUGUAUCCGUCUUUCACUUACACCGGUAAUAAGAGAUCUUUUUCUAUGCUUUUGCUCUUUCUGAUCACCAUUCUGCUAUCACGUUCUUCUACCAAGUACCUUGCUGGUUUUCUUCCCUCUACGUUUUAGCUAUGAGGAACCAUGCAGUCUAAUAUGGUAUCAGAGCUCUUCGAUUGAAGAGCUCUGCUGCGCCCGGUUUGCUUACUCUGAUUCUUUCAUCUGUCUUGCUGUUCUUUCCUUUUUUUUCUUUCACGAUUUUAUCUUCCUUCUUUCAUCACUAUGACUAAAGAAGAGAUUUCUGAAAAAAUGUCUAUCACCAGUGAAAGUCAUCUUUACCUACAUCCUGGAGAAAGUCCAGCGAUUGCUCUUGUGUUGCCAGUAUUAGAUCCUGGAAAUUACCAUUCAUGGAGCUGGUCUAUGUUAACAGCUUUGAGUGCCAAGAACAAACUACAGUUCAUAAACGGGGUCGCUACAGAACCAGAAAAAGGUGAUCCUUCACAUAAUGCCUGGAUAAGAUGCAAUAAUAUGGUAGUUUCUUGGCUUGUGCACUCUGUUUCACCUCAAAUUAGGCAAUCUAUUCUGUGGAUUGAGAAUGCUGAAGAAAUAUGGAAAGAUCUCAAGGUUCGGUUCUUUCAAGAUGAUCUACUCCGCAUUUCGACCUUUAAUCAGACGCGUCACAGUUAAAACAAGGGGACCAAACUGUUAGUGAUUAUUUCACAAAAUUAAGGGUCAUCUGGGAUGAACUUGAGAACUUUCGUCCGGAUCCCAUUUGUAGCUGCAAAGACCUUUGCAAGGUUUCAAAAUUAGUCAUCCAGAGGAAAUCUGAGGAUCGUGCGAUGCAGUUUCUGAGAGGCUUGAAUGAGCAGUACGGUAAUAUCAAAUCUCACGUUCUAUUAAUGGAUCCUUUACCUCCUAUUUCGAAAAUUUUUUCCUAUGUGAUGUAGCAAGAAAGACAAUUGCUCGGGAAUCAUAUGAUUGGUAAUCAAGAGAAUAAAAUUGUGGCCGCUGCAAAUAAUUCAGCAACCACAUGCUCCUUUUGCGGGAAAAGCGGUCAUGUUGAAUCCGUUUGUUACAAAAAGAAUGGGUUUCCUAAUAAUAAAGGGGGAAAGCGUGUCUGCACCCAUUGUGGUAAAAAUGGCCACAUUGUGGAUGUUUGUUAUAGGAAGCAUGGAUUCCCACCUACCGGUCAUAAAACCUUCACUACUAAAGCCAAAUCCAACGAACCCAAGAAUGAUGAAGAUGACCAGGAGGUGAAAUUUACUCAACAACAGUAUCAAGCUUUGAUGGCUUUAAUCAAACCUGAGGGUGAUUCUGACAACACCACUCAUAAACAAAGUCACGUUGAUGGGAAGCUUUGUCCAAAAAUCCAGAUUAAUGAGUGACCCGAAAUAGCAAGGAGAAGAAGGAAAAUGUCAACAGGAAGCGCUUGGCGACACGAAGCAAGCGCCAGGCGGAACAGACCGCCAGUCAAGCGCCAACCAAGCGCCAGACAGGCGCCUCUGUUACGAACCGCCUGGCGGUAACUGGACACCGCCGGGCGGUAGCGGCAAGACUUGCCCCCUGUUUGGUGGCUUGCGCCUGGCGGUGAGACCCUUCCGCCAGGCGCCUGUUUUCGCUGAUGUGUCAAGUGACCCUUUUUCUUCUGUUUUCGCGGAAGGAAACUUAUCUUUGGCAUUUUGGAGGCACGAAGAACACAUUUUGGAGAGCUUGGAGGAGUGCUAGGGCUUGUGGGAAC
Vigna unguiculata (cowpea) is the source of this 3424-nucleotide messenger RNA. RefSeq lists its product as uncharacterized. NCBI's taxonomy places the organism in Eukaryota, Viridiplantae, Streptophyta, Magnoliopsida, Fabales, Fabaceae. The record is from RefSeq and is a predicted model, not a curated record. Gene Ontology annotation, molecular function: zinc ion binding; nucleic acid binding.